GGCGGUGGCACCGGCGGCUCGGGCUCGGCGCGCCGAGGAAGUCCCGCUCCGAGAGCUGCGAGCGUCUGGAGGAGGCGCGCUCGGCGCAGUCGGGGAGUGAAGUCCGGAGAAAGGGACCCCCGUGCUGCCGCCGCCCCCUCCUGCCACCGUCCAGCUAGGGAGCCCGCGGCGGCCGCCGAUGGAGUUCACUUGAGCUGUGAUCCGGCGGGAGAGGCAGGCGCCCGCGAGCCGAGCGCGGGCCGGAGCCCAGCCAGCCCUGGGCGCUCACCCGCCAGCCCGCAAGCUCCGGCCAGAGGCGCCGCCGCCCCGCGCUCCGCCGUUGUUGCGCCUCCCGGGCCGCGCGCCGGCGAGAUCCGCACAAAAUCGACUCCUGGAGCGGCUCCCUCCAGCACCGCGGCGGGCCCAGGACCAGGCAGCCCGCGGCGCGGCUGGAGAGGCGGGACCGGCUGUCGGGGAGCCCCGGGCGGCCGCCGGGGAGAAGCCGCCGCGCGCCCUCCUCCUCCCUCUCCCUCCUCCCUCCCUCCGCACAUGGUCUCCUUUGUCCUGUCGCCGCCGCCGCCGCCUCGCUCUUAGCUCCGCGCGCCGCGGCGGCGGCUCGGGCCGCUCCUGUCUGCCUCACCCACCCGCCGGCCGGCCCGGGACGCGCCUCGCUAGCCCCCGCCGCGCCAGCCCGGCCCCGCGCGCCGCAGGAGCGGCCGCGAGACAGUGGCGAGCGCGGGCCGGGAGAUCUCGGCGGGCGCGCUCCUCCAGCCGCCCGGGGCCUCGGCCGCGCUGGAUGUGUGCGCGCGGCGCCGGCUCUCCGCCGCGCCGAAGCUGUUGCCCGGUUCGGAUCUGGUUCGGCGCCUCCGCUCUCGGACUUUGGCGAAGAAGGAGCCCAGAGACUUGUGGACGGAGCCCGGUCGGGAGUUGGGCGUUUUCUCUUCGUGUGUUUUGGUGGUUUCCCCCCUGGUCCUUGACGAUCGCCCUUCGGGAGCCCUGCUAAGGAACCAAACCAUGAACUUGGGGCUGACUGGACCGCUUAACCCUUUGCGACCAGGCAUCGGAUGCCAGCUCUGAAAAACUCUUCAACACUGUUAUUGUAAACAAAGAUCCGGAGUUAGGUGUUGGCACGCUACCAGAACAUGACAGCCAGGAUGCAGGACCGAUUGUCCCCAAGAUAUCGGGUCUAGAGAGAAGCCAGGAGAAGAGCCAGGACUGUUGCAAAGAGCCCAUCUUUGAGCCUGUGGUGCUUAAAGACCCCUGCCCUCAGGUCGCACAGCCAAUACCCCAGCCCCAGACGGAGCCCCAACUCCGAGCUCCUUCUCCAGACCCUGACUUGGUGCAGCGCACAGAGGCCCCACCUCAGCCCCCACCUCCGAUUACACAGCCACCGCAGGGCCCUCCUGAGGCCCAGCUCCAGCCCGCCCCGCAGCCUCAGGUGCAGAGGCCACCCAGGCCACAGUCCCCCACCCAGCUGCUCCAUCAGAACCUCCCACCUGUGCAGGCCCACCCCUCCGCUCAGAGCCUCUCCCAGCCAUUGUCAGCCUACAACAGCAGUAGCUUAAGCCUCAACAGUUUAAGCAGUAGCAGAAGCAGCACUCCAGCAAAGACUCAGCCCGCCCCUCCUCACAUCUCCCACCACCCCUCUGCCUCCCCAUUCCCCCUCUCCCUGCCCAACCACAGCCCCCUGCACAGCUUCACACCCACCCUCCAGCCCCCUGCACACUCACAUCACCCCAAUAUGUUUGCCCCUCCCACUGCUCUGCCUCCUCCACCACCACUGACAUCAGGAAGUCUGCAGGUGGCCGGACAUCCGGCCGGGAGCACUUACUCAGAGCAAGACAUCUUGCGACAGGAACUGAACACUCGUUUUUUGGCCUCUCAGAGUGCUGACCGUGGGGCUUCGCUGGGCCCUCCGCCCUACCUGCGGACCGAGUUCCAUCAGCACCAGCACCAGCACCAGCACACCCACCAGCACACACACCAGCACACCUUCACGCCAUUCCCCCACGCCAUCCCGCCCACCGCCAUCAUGCCGACGCCAGCACCUCCCAUGGUGCGUACCCCAGGCAGAAAUUUUGACAAAUACCCUACAAAAGUUGACCCAUUCUACCGGCACAGUCUCUUCCAUUCCUAUCCUCCUGCAGUGUCGGGCAUCCCCCCUAUGAUCCCACCCACUGGCCCUUUUGGUUCACUACAAGGAGCAUUUCAGCCGAAGACAUCCAACCCUAUCGAUGUCGCUGCUCGGCCUGGGACAGUCCCACACACUUUACUACAAAAGGACCCGAGGUUGACAGAUCCUUUCAGACCUAUGUUAAGGAAACCAGGGAAAUGGUGUGCUAUGCAUGUUCACAUCGCCUGGCAGAUUUACCACCACCAACAGAAAGUCAAGAAACAGAUGCAGUCAGACCCACAUAAGCUGGACUUCGGACUGAAACCUGAGUUCCUGAGCCGCCCUCCAGGCCCCAGUCUCUUUGGAGCCAUCCACCACCCCCAUGACCUGGCACGGCCUUCAACUUUGUUCUCUGCCGCUGGUGCUGCACACCCAACUGGGACCCCUUUUGGGCCACCUCCUCAUCACAGCAACUUCCUCAACCCUGCUGCCCACCUAGAACCUGCAGAGCGCACUCCUGGCAGAGGCGAGACUGGGCAGGAAGAGCCUUUUAAUCGGCCGUCUACAUUCACAGGCCUAGCAGCCGUUGGUGGCAAUGCCUUCGGGGGACUUGGAAAUCCUUCCGUUACACCCAACUCAAUGUUCGGCCACAAGGAUGGCCCCAGUGUGCAGAACUUUAGCAACCCUCACGAACCCUGGAACCGGCUGCACCGAACGCCUCCGUCGUUCCCGACCCCUCCGCCCUGGCUGAAGCCAGGGGAGCUGGAGCGCAGCGCGUCCGCUGCAGCUCAUGACAGAGAUAGAGAUGUAGAUAAACGAGACUCAUCUGUUAGUAAAGAUGACAAAGAAAGGGAAAGCGUCGAGAAGAGACACUCCAGCCACCCUUCACCAGCACCUAUCCUCCCGGUGAAUGCCCUGGGACAUACCCGCAGCUCCACUGACCAGAUCCGGGCUCAUCUGAACACUGAGGCUCGGGAGAAGGACAAACCCAAAGAGAGGGAGAGAGACCACUCGGAAUCCCGCAAGGACCUGGCCGCCGACGAGCACAAGGCGAAAGAGGGCCACCUGCCCGAGAAGGACGGGCACGGCCACGAGGGGCGCGCCGCGGGCGAAGAGGCCAAGCAGCUGGCCCGGGUGCCGUCUCCCUACGUGCGGACCCCGGUGGUGGAGAGUGCCAGGCCCAACAGCACCUCGAGCCGGGAGGCCGAGCCGCGCAAGGGUGAGCCGGCCUACGAGAACCCCAAGAAGAGCUCCGAGGUCAAGGUGAAGGAGGAGCGGAAGGAAGACCACGACCUGCCUCCAGAGGCCCCGCAGACCCACCGGGCCUCGGAGCCGCCGCCUCCCAACUCCUCGUCCAGCGUGCACCCGGGGCCCCUGGCCUCGAUGCCCAUGACGGUGGGGGUGACGGGCAUUCACCCCAUGAACAGCAUCAGCAGCCUGGACAGGACUCGCAUGAUGACCCCCUUCAUGGGCAUCAGCCCCCUCCCGGGCGGAGAGCGCUUUCCGUACCCUUCUUUCCACUGGGACCCCAUCCGGGACCCCUUGAGGGAUCCUUACCGAGAACUUGACAUUCACCGGAGAGACCCGCUGGGCAGGGACUUUCUGCUAAGGAACGACCCGCUCCACCGGCUCUCGACUCCCCGGCUGUACGAAGCCGACCGCUCCUUCAGGGACCGGGAGCCUCACGACUACAGCCACCACCACCACCACCACCACCACCCGCUGUCUGUGGACCCUCGGCGGGAGCACGAGCGGGGAGGUCACCUGGACGAGCGGGAGCGCUUGCACAUGCUCAGAGAAGACUACGAGCACACGCGGCUCCACUCCGUGCACCCCGCCUCCCUCGACGGACACCUCCCCCACCCCAGCCUCAUCACCCCGGGACUCCCCAGCAUGCACUAUCCCCGCAUCAGCCCCACCGCGGGCCACCAGAACGGACUCCUCAACAAGACCCCUCCGACAGCAGCGCUGAGCGCACCUCCCCCGCUCAUCUCCACGCUGGGGGGCCGCCCGGUCUCUCCCAGAAGGACGACUCCUCUGUCCGCAGAGAUAAGGGAGAGGCCCCCUUCCCACACGCUGAAGGAUAUCGAGGCCCGAUAAGCCGAGAACAGGAGCACGAAUGAGGAAGAAACCCUAGGCAGACACCAGGCCAGACUUGAGAGACAGAACUCCUGCAUGGCUCACAUAGACUGCGGGGGCGGGAAGCCCCACCUCUUCCCCUUGUAAAAAAUGUAUAGACUCUGCACAUUUUGAAAUGUUUUGUAUAUUGUAUGUUGAGAUUUUUCAGAUCUUUUAGCCCAGUCAUAUGUUCUCACGUCUCCUACUUUUUCUUUCUCGUAUAAAACUUUUUGAUUUGAACCAAAACAGUGAAGAUGACAACACACACCAAUUAGAUGAUAAUUUUGGGGGGGCGGGGGGAGAAGUCCACGCCAUCCAUCAUGCAAAAUUCUUUCAGAUGAGGUGGGAAGACAGACAGUGUACAUAGUUAUGUAAAAAGAGAUUGCUUCAUGAGCUAAUGGUUCAUAUAUGCAAAAGGGUAAGAUGAAAGCUUUACUUUGUACAAAUGUAAAUAGGUAAAGAUUAAGUAACAUAAUACAUUAAUACUUCUUAAAAUGUGCUACUUGCAAACUUACUUAAUAUCACUGAACACAGUCGGCUAAGGCUGUGUUCCCAUAUAUUGUUAUAGACAGCUAAACCCUUCAACUAUGCAAUGAAUGUUCGGGCUUUUCACAAAAGCCCGCCUAACUCAAAGGAGCCUUUUCAAAUCCAUUUACAACAUACUUAAGGUCAUAUUUUCCCUGAACAAGCGCUUACGUGAUAUGACUCUGUUUUCCUUGCUUGUUUUUUUUCAAACGGAGAAACAUCCUAUUUUGCAAAUUGGACCCCAGGCUGGAACUUAGCAUCUGAAGUUGCCGCUUGUGGGCUCUGGGGAAAAGUGCAGCCCCGGAGAGGUAACUGAGGACAUGAGCAACCGGUGCCAGGGAGGGUGGGAUUCGCCAGAUGCCAAAAUCAGGGGACGGGUGGUGGUGUCUGUCAGACACACACAGGUCGCCAGUGACUUCACACACACCUCAUGUGAGAACCAUGCCUUUUUUAGUGUGUCCUAUUUCAUACCUGUACACACUUCGUUUUGUAAUGAGAUUUACUUACACCCAAACAGAUCCUGAAAGAAAGCUUCAAGUUUUCUCAGAUGAUGGAUAUGUUUUCACUGUAUUCAAUAACUGACCGAUGUAAGGUGCACGUUUCCCGAUGUGACGCACUGUAUUCCAGCUGGUGAUCAAGUCUGGGAAUAGCCGUAACAGGUCAACCUUGUGGAGCCAUCGCGAGUUAGAGGGUGAAAGAUGGCAGAAAAAAAGUCUUGUGUGUGAGUGUGUUUUUUGAGUUUGCAUCAAUCUUAAUGUCUCUUCAUAAUACUUUUAUAAUACAUUAAGCCUCUUGUCUACAUAUUUGGAGAGAAUAUGACUUUACUAGCAGAGAAAUACAAUAUAUCUUGUCUACUGGACUGUAAAAUAUAUGUAUGAAAUAAAAUUAGUUCCAUUUGGUCUUCUAGUAUAUUAAAGUGCUAUCUGACGUUGUUAUCCUGUUUUUGCAAAAAAAAAAAAAAAAAAGUUAACUACAGACCAUUGUUUCUAAUAAGCAGAGAGAUCUAUUUUAGUAGUAAACUGAAGGUUUAGUUGUGAGCUUCAGAUUUUGUGAACUCCAGAUGUUGUGCGGUGUUUUUUUUUUUUUUUUUUUUGUUAUUUUGUUUUUUUUUGUUUUUGUUUUUUUUUUAAAGACAACAACUAAAAAAAAAAAAUCCAAGGAAUAUGUACACUGGAACUGUAGUGGUAGCUUUCAGUAUUGUAAAGAGAUUGUUCUAUACGGACCUUUUUGCUGUUUAUCCUGUAUGUAAUAAAGUCCUUUCUAGAUCCUAUGUGAAAAGAAAAGUGAAGCAACUGAAUCUUCAGCAUGUUCUCAUCGGCGGAGCCUUCUUGUGUAAUGUAAACUGUGCCAUGUUAUUAAAAAAUGUGAACUAAGCUUCC
Molecule: messenger RNA, 6114 nt
Organism: Rhinopithecus roxellana (golden snub-nosed monkey)
Lineage: Eukaryota; Metazoa; Chordata; Mammalia; Primates; Cercopithecidae
Gene: AUTS2
Product: activator of transcription and developmental regulator AUTS2
Exons: 16
Coding region: 1721-4192 (823 amino acids)
Source: RefSeq, a predicted model, not a curated record